AAGACCCCUGAUAGAAUGUUUUCUAAUCUCUCGAGUUCCCUCUUGUAUGUCGGGUAGAGGUGACACAUGCGCAGGAGAGCCCGCUUUCUAGAGGAAACCACUGUCGAGAAUUCGAGAUUCGAUCUCGUGGGACACAUGCCGGGACAAGAUCUGUGCGACGUCAACAGACACGCAAAUUCAAACGGCCGGACAGUCGCGAUCCCCAAUCGUGUCACGUUACGAGUCACGUGCGAAUAUCGUCGUCACGGAUCGCAUUUUCGUGGCAAACGCUCGCUAGGAAAACAACGCAUCGAGCGACGCACAUCGUCGCUUAACGAACACCUGAGGAAGAACGUUCUUGUAAAUUAUCACUGGAAAAGAAAACAUUGAAAAACACUCGCUGACAUUCUCGUUAGGAAUUCAAGUGAAAGAGAAGAGCUUUUUCAGUGCACAGGACGUUAUUUGACAUAAACACGUAAAACAGUUUGUUUUAUCGAUGAGACCGGAUCUGUCAUGUCUUACACUGAACUGGAACAUGGUUACCAAGGUCUCAGGAAUGCAAGCAGACCGAUGUUCUAUAUAGGAGACAUAAAUACAGUGCAGUCAUCUGUUAUUCCCUCAAUCUAUCGUUCAUCGAAAAGACCUGAAUUAUCAGAAGGCAACCAAGAUGAUGCUUAUAUGGGUGGGAGUGAUGUGGAAGGAGAGGGAAAGCAAGUUCUGGUUGGAAUAUGUGCAAUGGCGAAGAAGUCACAGAGUAAACCGAUGAAAGAGAUUUUGACAAGGCUCGAAGAAUUCGAAUAUAUAAAAAUUGUCGUCUUUCCAGAAGAAGUGAUAUUAAAGGAACCUGUAGAAAAUUGGCCUAUAGUCGACUGCUUAAUAAGUUUCCAUAGUAAAGGCUUCCCCCUUGAUAAGGCUAUAAAUUAUGCGAAUUUACGUAAACCGUUCAUCAUCAAUCAUCUCCCGAUGCAGUACGAUAUCCAGGACCGAAGAAGAGUUUAUGCUAUACUGGAAAGCGAAGGUAUCGAAAUUCCACGAUAUGCCGUUCUCGACAGAGAUUCACCAGAUCCGAAACAACACGAAUUAGUGGAGUCAGAGGAUCACGUGGAGGUGAAUGGUAUUACUUUCAAUAAACCAUUCGUGGAAAAACCAGUAUCAGCUGAAGAUCAUAAUAUUUAUAUUUAUUAUCCUACUUCUGCUGGAGGAGGAAGUCAGAGAUUAUUUAGAAAGAUAGGUAGUCGUAGUAGUGUAUAUUCUCCAGAAUCUCGCGUUCGCAAGAGUGGUUCUUAUAUCUAUGAAGAUUUUAUGCCUACCGAUGGCACCGAUGUUAAAGUCUAUACCGUGGGACCUGAUUACGCUCAUGCCGAAGCGAGGAAGAGUCCUGCUCUUGACGGCAAAGUUGAGAGAGAUUCGGAGGGUAAAGAAAUUCGUUAUCCGGUGAUAUUGAAUAAUGCUGAAAAAUUAAUUAGUAGGAAGGUAUGUUUGGCCUUCAAGCAAACGGUGUGCGGUUUCGAUUUAUUAAGAGCAAACGGCCAGUCGUUUGUGUGCGAUGUGAAUGGAUUUAGUUUUGUAAAGAACUCGAACAAAUAUUACGAUGACUGUGCCAAGAUUUUGGGGAAUAUGAUACUUAGGGAGUUGGCUCCCACGUUGCAUAUUCCAUGGAGCGUUCCCUUUCAAUUGGACGAUCCUCCUAUCGUGCCAACCACAUUUGGCAAAAUGAUGGAAUUGCGCUGUGUCGUGGCAGUUAUUAGACAUGGUGAUAGAACCCCAAAACAGAAGAUGAAAGUAGAAGUGCGUCAUCCUAAAUUUUUUGAGAUAUUUGCAAAGUAUGAUGGCUAUAAACACGGUCAUGUCAAAUUAAAGCGCCCUAAACAGCUGCAAGAGAUUCUCGAUACAGCGCGUAGUCUGCUAGCGGAAAUACAGCAUCGUGCAGCGGGUCCCGAGUUGGAAGAAAAACAAGGGAAAUUGGAGCAACUUAAGAGUGUCUUAGAAAUGUACGGGCAUUUCUCUGGCAUAAAUCGCAAAGUCCAAUUAAAGUAUCAACCGCGAGGACGGCCGCGGGGAAGUUCCUCCGACGACGGUAGCGAUCUUAAUCGAUUAGGGGAACCAUCUCUCGUUUUGAUAUUAAAGUGGGGCGGAGAACUAACGCCGGCUGGACGUAUUCAAGCGGAAGAAUUAGGACGCAUAUUCCGCUGCAUGUACCCCGGUGGUCAAGGUAGACACCUUAGUGAGGAAGAAUCAGAGAUGUUACCAAAUCACGGUGAAUACGCAGGUGCACAAGGAUUGGGUUUGUUACGUUUGCACUCUACGUUUCGCCAUGACUUAAAGAUCUAUGCUAGCGAUGAGGGACGCGUUCAAAUGACUGCGGCGGCUUUUGCAAAAGGAUUGCUUGCAUUGGAGGGAGAGCUAACGCCUAUUUUAGUGCAAAUGGUGAAAAGCGCGAACACCAAUGGUCUUCUAGAUAACGACUGCGAUAGUAGCAAAUAUCAGAAUAUGGUAAAAACGCGUUUGCACGAGCUUCUACAACAAGAUAGAGACUUUACUCGGGAGGAUCGAGAACAGAUCAAUCCGGGAAACGCGCUCAGCAUCAAUGCCGCUUUAGAUUUUGUCAAAAAUCCGGUCCGAUGUUGCCAACACGUUCAUACUCUUAUCCAGAAACUCUUAGAUAUUGUGCGAAUAAAAAAGGAAGAUCCGAAAACAAAGGACACGAUACUCUAUCACGGUGAAACGUGGGAACUGAUGGGACGUCGCUGGGGAAAGAUAGAAAAGGAUUUUUGUACGAAAAAUAAACGUUUCGACAUAUCUAAAAUUCCCGAUAUUUACGAUUGUAUAAAAUACGAUCUGCAACACAAUAAUCAUACAUUGCAAUUCGAACAUGCGGAAGAAUUGUAUACGUACGCUAAAUCUUUAGCGGAUAUAGUAAUCCCUCAGGAAUAUGGUUUAACGGUACAAGAGAAAAUGACUAUUGGCCAAGGUAUAUGCACGCCUUUGUUGAAAAAAAUACGAGCUGAUUUACAACGAAAUAUCGAAGAAUCUGAGGAGACUGUAAAUAGGCUUAAUCCUAGAUAUUCCCAUGGUGUCUCGAGUCCAGGACGCCAUGUACGUACGAGGCUGUACUUCACAAGUGAGAGUCAUGUACAUUCCUUGCUAACCGUGUUACGUUAUGGUGGUUUACUCGAUGUGGUGAAAGACGAACAGUGGCGGCGCGCGAUGGAAUACGUUAGCAUGGUCUCCGAGUUGAACUACAUGUCGCAAAUUGUCGUCAUGUUGUAUGAAGAUCCAACCAAAGAUCCAUGCAGUGAAGAACGUUUUCAUGUCGAAUUGCACUUCAGUCCUGGCGUUAACUGUUGCGUGCAGAAGAAUCUGCCGCCUGGUCCUGGAUUUAGACCACACUCGCGCAAUGAGAGCAGUCACAAUGUGGGGGAGAGUGGUGGUUCUGGUCAGGAUACUAGUUCACAAUGUAGCACCAGGAUAGAGGAGGAAGAUGCGGAAUUGGGCAUUAUCGAAGACGAUUUGAUAAAUCCUACCGCGCAAGCUGAUACGCCUCCACCAUUAAUGGAAACAGAUACUAUGGACUCUAUGCUAGACAGUCCAACGACCAGUCGUGGGAUCGACAUGAUGGAUCUAGAUCCGAAUAUGAUGGACGAACCGUAUGAUAGUGGAUUUUUGCAGAGCUCGGCACCGAUUCCAAUCAGCGCUAGAACCGUGGCCGGACACGAAGCUGCUAGACUUGGCAGCCAAUUGGCGGCAAGUCAGCGACAACGCCGAAGCAAGGAAGCAGGGAAUAUUGUGGAACCACGCGCGCGAAGCUACGAUCAUCAACGGCAAGAGAAGCCCGAGAAAGCCGCGGAGUCAACUCCGGAGGAAUCUCGCGACGAGGAACGCACGUGGAAACCGGCGAUGCUGCUGCAAUCAUAUAGCUCGCCGGAGCUACCGGUUUCGCCGGACGAGAGCUUCGCUUCUUCGUGCUCGCUUCGCAAUGCGUGCAACGAUAGACAACUAUCCGCCAACCCUUGCUCGUUGCCCGAUCCGUCGUUCGCGACCGUCAGCAACCUGCCGGAGCGGACUGUCACCGGGUACCGUGGCCGCGGCAGAAAAUACGAACGAUCGCGCUCCGAAGUGACCUUGCUCUCAUCCAUCGAACUCUGCGCAAGGCGCCACCGACACAGUAUCUCCGGACAGAUGAGUUAUUUCAAGCUGCUGGGCUACAAUGUCAGCAAGAAGCUCACUGGUUCGGCCAAUAGUCUCUUCAGCACUGCCGUAAUAAGCGGUUCCUCGAGCGCGCCGAACCUGAAGGACAUGGUACCACCUCAUGCGUCCGCGGUUGCCGCGAUAGAAGGCUUCGGCGGGGUGCCUCCCAUCAGACCCUUGGAAACUCUACACAAUGCGUUGUCGCUACGUCAACUAGAUUGCUUCCUGGAGAUGAUGACCACGGCGCCGUUAUAUAGAACCCCAGCCUCGUCACCGCCUAAAUCGUCGCCGGCCGGAUCGACGCACGAGUCACUCAAUCCACCCCUCGUCCAUGCCGGGAUUAGUCGCGAGUACCACUCUUCCGACACGGAAGCUGUCAGGUACAUUAUGCCGACACCGAUACAGUAUAAACCUCUUGGUGAAGCAGAAACGUGUGACACUAGGAAUUUACCAUCACCCACCAGUCCGAACAGUACAGGCUGGAGUAGUGAGCCACAAUCUUUUCUAUCCUCCGAGCCAUCAUCACCUGCGCCAACGUCGACAGGCGAAUGUAGUAUGUCUAUAAGUUUAAUCAGCAACGAAAGUGCUCAACUCUUUAUUGCGCCGAAAUUCUCCCCGACCUCCUGCCUGGACGUAGACUUUAACGAAUUUUGUAUUCGUCUCGAUCAAGAAAAUCGAGAAAGUCGCGGCAGCGUCUCAUAUACGGAUUAUUACAGCAACGAGGACGGUCAGAUACGUAAAAUAACGCAAAUACCGCAAACGAUACAAUCAGGUGUCAGCGGCGCGCAAACAAAGCUCGUUUGUGGCGAUGAUCUUCCCUGCGAUAAUAUCGACGAAGACGAGGACCACACGUUAACUUUAAAACAGACCGAAGAGCAAAAGAAACAAGAUGUUAAAUCGAUAUUCGAGCAGAGGGAUGACAUUAAUCCUACGAAACUAAGUGGCAGCUACAAGAAGAUCGGACGUUUCCUGGUGGAAAGCACGGAUGUAUCGCACGGCGACGUCCGAAUUAAAGACACUGACAACGCCGGUACUUCCGAUAAAAUAAAACUCUCUACCUCUCAGAAAUCUGACAUUUCAAGCACGGGUAAAUCCAUCGCGGAGAAGGCAAAGAAGGAUUCCAAAAAGUGCGGCGGCUCGCAUAUCAAUUCUCAAAAGCGAAAAAACUUUUCUCGAUCACAGAGCGUCACGACGCCGAAGCCGGUUGCAUCGAAACCUGAUACGACUUUCAGUUAUUCGAGACAAAGCUCAUUCUCGACAAUGUCGGAUGCGGAUCUGGAAAAUUGGAAAUUAAGCACGGAUCCGACACAUUCCUCGAGAACGAGCCAACAGGAGGAACCUAUACUCACUGUAGCCGGUAGUCUCACAGAUAGCUCUAAUAUCACCGUGGGUUUCGAUGUCAAAGAGGAGGAAAAGAAAUAGAUAUCAAUCGCAAAUUAA
Acromyrmex echinatior (Panamanian leafcutter ant) is the source of this 5607-nucleotide messenger RNA. Its product is annotated as inositol hexakisphosphate and diphosphoinositol-pentakisphosphate kinase. Gene Ontology annotation, cellular component: cytosol. Gene Ontology annotation, biological process: inositol phosphate biosynthetic process; inositol metabolic process. The record is from RefSeq and is a predicted model, not a curated record. Gene Ontology annotation, molecular function: 5-diphosphoinositol pentakisphosphate 1-kinase activity; inositol hexakisphosphate kinase activity. Lineage: Eukaryota; Metazoa; Arthropoda; Insecta; Hymenoptera; Formicidae.